UUUGUGAAGAUCAACGACACAAAAGCUCAUAGAUCUCAAACACAGUGUCCUCUCCGGACUCAUAUAUGUGUGUUGUGUUUUCAAAGAGCUCUCUGGGGUGUAAAUAAAUCAAUCUGGAUGAGGUUUACGAAGAGUUAACCGGACCUAACGUUACUGGAUUCACAUACACACGCGACCCAUCCGCGUUUAUUCACUUCGUACAGAUGAGACGCUUCAUUUUAAACGACAAACACACACAGAGGUGCUAGAUGGUGUUUGUGAAGGUAGUACGUAAUGCUGAAGGGGCUCGUCCGGAGUCAGAAUGAGUGUUAAAGAUGGCGAUGGGACGACUAACCAAGACGGAAAAGCUUUUGAACUUCAGAUAUACCCAAGACUGUCUGUGGAGACAUCGUCGUGUUGCACGCUCAAAGUCACCAAGGAGGCCACGGCAGCUAGCGUCAUCCAGGAUGCGUCGACGACCCUCGGACUUGACGCCAGUAAGCGCUACGUCCUGGCCGAGGUGAAGGAAUGCGGCGGAGAGGAAUGGGUCUUGGAAUCUACCGAUAUUCCGGCCCAUAGGGUUCUUCUUUGGCCACGGAAAGCCCAGGAACAGCAUUCGCAGAAAGAAGGAUUUUACUUUCUCCUUCAAGAACGCAACCACGAUGGUUCGAUCCGUUACGUUCACCUGCCUGCCGUUGCCAGUGAGCGAGAUUCCAAGCGACUGGUCGCUCGUGGUUUCUUGCCUCCGCAGCAGGAGGACUUUGAGGAUCUCUGCAACCUCCCGCUCCUCAACGAGGACAGCAUCUUGGCCAACCUCCGCAAUCGAUUUCGUAAGAAGAAGAUUUACACUUAUGCUGGAAGCAUUCUGGUCGCUAUCAACCCUUUUAAGUUUCUGCCCAUUUACAACCCCAAAUACGUCAAGAUGUACGAGAACCAUCAGCUGGGAAAGUUGGAACCCCACAUUUUUGCCAUCGCUGAUGUGGCGUACUACGCCAUGCUGCGUAAGCACAUCAACCAAUGCAUUGUUAUCUCAGGGGAAAGUGGAUCUGGAAAAACUCAAAGCACUAAUUUUCUCAUUCACUGCCUUACCGCCCUAAGCCAAAAGGGUUAUGCUAGCGGAGUGGAGAGAACCAUCUUAGGUGCUGGGCCGGUGCUGGAGGCAUUUGGCAACGCAAAGACCGCACACAACAACAACUCCAGCCGUUUUGGGAAGUUCAUUCAGGUGAAUUAUCUGGAAAGCGGAGUCGUACGAGGGGCUGUUGUCGAAAAAUAUCUGCUGGAAAAGUCUCGCCUGGUGUCCAGAGAGAAGAACGAAAGGAACUACCACGUGUUUUAUUACCUGCUGGUGGGCGCGUCCGAGGAGGAGCGGAGAGAAUUCAAACUCCUCCAGCCUGAAGAAUACUUCUACCUCAAACAGGAAAACUUUACGAUAGAAGAUGCUGAUGAUCUUCGGCAUGAUUUCGAGCGACUACAACAGGCCAUGGAGAUGGUCGGUUUUCUACCGGCCACAAAGAGACAGAUAUUUUCUGUUCUGUCGGCCAUCUUAUAUUUGGGUAACGUGACGUACAGUCAGAAGUCCACAGGAAGAGAAGAAGGCUUGGAUGUGGGACCUCCAGAGGUCCUUUCCACCCUUUCAGAUCUGCUUAAGGUUAAGAUGGAGUUGUUGGUGGAGGCUCUCACCAAGAGGAAAACGGUGACCGUCAACGACAAGCUAAUUUUGCCGUACAGUCACAGUGAGGCGAUCACAGCACGAGACUCGAUGGCCAAGUCCCUGUACAGCGCACUGUUCGACUGGAUCGUCCUGCGCAUCAAUCACGCUCUGCUGAAUAAGAAAGAUAUGGAGGAGGAGGUUUCGUGUUUGUCUAUCGGCGUGCUCGACAUCUUCGGCUUUGAAGACUUCCCGACCAACAGCUUUGAACAGUUCUGCAUCAACUACGCCAACGAACAACUUCAGUAUUACUUCAACCAGCACAUUUUUAAACUUGAACAGGAGGAGUAUCAGGCGGAAGGCAUCACCUGGCACAACAUUGACUACACCGAUAAUGUUGGAUGUAUUCACUUAAUCAGCAAAAAACCAACUGGGCUUCUCUAUUUACUCGACGAGGAGAGCAAUUUCCCCCAUGCCACUGAUAAAACCUUACUGGCGAAGUUCAAACAGCAGCACCAGCAGAACCAGUACUUUGUGCCGACUCCGGUGAUGGAACCGGCUUUUGUCAUUCUGCAUUUCGCUGGGAAGGUCAAAUACCAGAUUAAGGAUUUCCGUGAGAAGAACACAGAUCACAUGCGUCCGGAUAUCGUGGCUCUCCUCCGCAGCAGCGACCGUGCUUACGUCCGGCAGUUGAUCGGGAUGGAUCCUGUGGCGAUGUUCCGCUGGGGAAUCCUUCGAGCCACCGUCCGCGCAAUGGCCGCCUUCAACGAGGCCGGCCGCCGAUGGGCUGCCAAGACUGCGGGUGUAGUGAGACCAAACUCCAGGGUUCCCCUCGGGGAGCUGCAGAGAUCCAACGUGCCCAUCGAGAAGAUGUACCGGGACAUGCAUGCCCAAAUCAUCAACUCCAUUAAAGACUUGCAGUUGGAUGGAGAAGAUCCACGCAAGCUGUUGCAGUCCUGGGGUCGCCUGCGGUUCCCGCGCCACUCCCUCCAGAAGAACAAGAACCCCAAGAGUAAGCAACUCAUUCCUAAGAACCUGUUGGAUUCUCGAUCUCUGAAAUUCGUAGUUGGCCUUCACGACCGCACGACCAAGUCGCUGCUUCAUCUCCACAAGAAGAAACGCCCUCCCAGCAUCAGUGCCCAGUUUCAAACAUCUCUUGGCAAGCUGCUGGAGACGUUGGGAAAAGCUGAACCCUUCUUCAUCCGAUGCCUUCGCUCCAAUGCUGAGAAGAAGGAAAUGUGUUUCGAUGAGGCUCUCAUCGUACAGCAGUUGCGCUACACGGGCAUGCUGGAGACGGUGCGAAUCAGACGCUCGGGAUACGGAGCAAAAUACACUUUUCAGGAGUUCAUUGAGCAGUUUCGUGUGUUACUACCGAAGAAGAAUGCAACCCUGGAGGAUAUAUCAUCUCUGUUGCACAGAAUUGGCUUUGACAACACUACCUACCAGAUUGGAAAAACCAAGGUGUACUUGAAAGAGCUUGAAAGGCAAAAGCUACAGGACAUCUUGCACAAAGAUGUCAUGAACAAAAUCAUUUUCUUGCAGCGCUGGUUUCGAGCUAAACUGCAGAGGUGGGAAUUUGUUCGAAUGAGAGAAGCAGCCGUCUUGAUCCAGCGCUCGUGGCGUAGGUACCGCAAAGAGAAGUUUUACCGGGCCGCAGUUCUGAUCCAGGCAGCAUGGCGAGGUUCCCGACAGAGAGAGGAAUAUCAAAAAACACGAGCUUCAAUCACGACAGUGCAGGCUCUUGCAAGAGGCCAAUCGGCUCGAAAACGGUACCAGUUCCUAAUGGAAGAAAAGAGGAAGAAGGAGGAAGAGGAAGCUUGGAGAAGGGAAGAGGAAGCUCGGAGGAGGAAAGAAGAAGAGGUGGCGAGGCGUGCCAGGGAAGCCGAAGAGGAAAUCAGACAAGCAAAAUUGGCCGAAGAGGAAGCCAGAAGAGUCAAAGAGGCAGAAGAGGCAACAAGGCGUGCCAAAGAAGCGGAGGAGAACGCAGCUCGGCUUGUGUUAGAAGCGAAACGUCAAGCUGCAGAACAACAAGAGAAGCCUGCACUACAGCAACCAACUGUAAAACCAUCAGGCCAACGGCCUGACAAGAACGAGACACUAGUCCAAGAGCAAAAUAAUAAGACCCCUGUGAAUGUUGAGGCUGAAGAUACAGCCAGAGCCCAGGUCUCAAAGGCGCAAAAAGAUUCAGAAUUGAUUCCUUGGGUAGAGGCUGGCCCUCAGCCUGAGGUCCAGAAGAACCAGCAGCAGCAGAACGAGAGCAAAUCCCCACAUCCCAGUGAAGAAGGUACACAAGCUAAACCACCUGAAACCAAAGCUCCUUCCCUCUCCAAAAGUCUAGAGAAGCGGGAGCAAAGGAGACAACGGGGUCUAGAACACAAUCAGAGAGAAAGCCAGCGGGCCGCUUCAGGCGUAAAAGAAGAUACAUCCUUUAAGAGCAAAACUCUUGAGAGUCCCGGAAAAUCGGAGACCAAGUUGAAGGAGCGGUCAGACAGUAAAGAGUUGGACCAGUACACCUUCGUGGCUUGGAAGGGUGACAAGGUGAAGAAAGACGAGCUUGUCCGGCCUUCCACCUUACCCCUAGACAUCCCUGCUUCUGCACCUGGUAGAAAUGGCUACGGUGACCCAGCCAUCGCAGAUCACCGUAGCAAACCUUCUCCUGCGAAAGAAGAGGCCAGCAAGAGAAAGGAACCUUCUAGGAGCAACACUCAACCGGAGAACCUCAUAGCGGGACCUCGCAGUCUGGAGGACAGGAACUUGAAAGCUCUCCAGAAUCGAGGAAUCUCUGUGUCGCUAGAUGACGUGUCAAGGAUAGGUGCAGAUAGUCCAUCACAGGACAAAGGUCGCCCGAGACGCAAAAAGCGACAUGCACUUGCACGAAUCUGUUUGCCGGUUAAAAGUGUUGAAAUGGAGGAUGCAGAUUUGUGGACUUUGUCUUCCAGGAGUCCACUGCAGAAGCCGACCAGAAUCGAGAACUCUUUCGAUGAAGCAAAGCCCAGCACGUUAAAGGAGCGGAGCCAUGACAGCCACGCCCACCAGGAUGUGUCGCUGAUUCAGCCCUCCACUCCUGAGAGGUCAACAGGCUUCUUCAAAAAGAUCCUGAAGAUACGUCCGCAUAAGGAAGCCCAGACGCCAGAAGAAGAAGACCUAAGCUUGGCUGUGAAAGAAGCGACCUUACCAUCACGCUCGCAUAAUCCGAAGCCUCACUCCACCCGGUCGGGUCAGAUGCCCAGCAUCAAGAUCAGUCACAUGGCCGGACGCUCCUCUGAGCAGUGGAACGCCUCGCUAAACCGCAUGAUAACCAAUGCCAACGAGCUGCGCCACCUCGACGAGUUUCUGGGAAAUCAGGUGAAUGACCUACGUUCGCGUGGAAAGCAGUUGUCGGGAACAGAGCACAUUUUUAUCACCGCUACCAUGCAGUUCAGAGAGUUCAUCAAGAACAUGUAUUCAAUCCCUAAACCUCAGAUCGCUUACAAGGGUUUGAUGAAUUGCUAUCAGAAUAAAGUGAUCAGUCUGGCCGGAGAGAAGCAGAAAGGAGAGGUGGUACUGGUGGUCAAUCUGUUCCAGUCGGUUCUGGACGGGUUCAUCAGAGCCGAGAUCAAAAAAGAAGAGGCUGAACCAACCAAGCCCCCCAAAAGUGGUAAGAAGAGGAGAAAGAAAAGCAAAAGUUUGGAGAGUCCGCUGGAUCACGUGUUUACGCACUAUCAAGUGAACAUCAUGCAGUCAUGUGACCAGUGCACAUCGUACAUCUGGGGCAUGGAGAAGGCCUACAUGUGUAGCUAUUGCAAAAUGGUUUGUCAUAAGAAAUGUAUCUGUAAAAUCAUCAUCGACUGUUCUACUUUCUCCUCCAAAAAGUGUGAAGAUGAGCCUGGAUCGCAUCACUUCGGUGUACGCGUAUGUCACCUGGUCAACGACAGGGCGCCUGUGCCGAUCGUAUUAGAGAUAAUGCUGGAACACGUUGAGAUGAAUGGACUGUACACCGAAGGCAUUUACAGAAAGUCCGGCUCGGCCAAUCGCAUGAAGGAACUACACCAGCUGUUGGAAAUGGGUCCGGAGUUUGUGUGUUUGGAGGAUUACCCCAUCCAUGCGAUCACAGGUCUGGUCAAACAGUGGCUAAGGGAGUUGCCUGAACCUCUUAUGACCUUCACCCAUUACAACGAUUUCCUCCGGGCUAUAGAACUGCCUGAAAAGCAGGAACAGUUGCUCGCCAUUUACAAAGUCCUGGAGCAGCUUCCAACAGCAAACUUCAACACCCUGGAGAGACUCAUUUUCCAUCUUGUCAGGGUCGCGAAAGAAGAGAAAAGCAACCGUAUGACACCGAACUCUCUGGCCAUCGUUUUUGCUCCCUGCAUCCUCCGCUGUCCGGACAGCGCCGACCCGCUUAUGAGCAUGAAGGAUGUCGCCAAAACCACAACUUGUGUAGAGAUGCUUCUUAAUGAACAGAUCCGGAGAUACAACGAGAAAAUGGAGGAGAUCGAACAGCUGGAGUACGCAGAGGCGCUGGCUGUCAAUCAACUAAAACUCAAAAGACAGAACACGUGCUGCCAUUUGCCUCUCAGGUUUAUCUCUCCUUACAAAGAAGUGCCGGUUCGGGAGAAGCCACCGUCCGACCUUCGUGUGGUGCCUGAGAAUGAACCUCUGGAUUCGGAUACAGAAGCGGAGCUAAACCUGAUGGAGCGUAUCAAAUCCAUCAAGCAGGAAAAAGAGGACCUGGCGUGCAGGCUGCCUGAACUAGAACAGCCCGGUUCAGACCAGGAGAACCUGGACUCAGAGGCUUCGGAGAGCUCCGAAAGCUUGCUGGAUGAGCGGGGUGUCUGUCCGGACACGGAAGGACAUACAAAGCUAGUGCCAAGGUUGUCCAAACCAAGCCUUCCUACAUCUUCUGUCCCGGUCCAGGCAGCCAACAUGAGGCCUGAUGGCUCAUCUCUCCUUUCGCUAUCUUCUCUCAGGCUUCAGCUCCAGCGUCGCUACCCCAUCAUCCCUGGAACAGUCAAACUGCCACCAGGACUCCUGUGCCACCCGGCUGUACAGUCCCUCCCUCCCCGCAAAGCCCAGUCUCUGACUCUCGUUCGGCCUCGCGAGCAACCCGGCCGCCGCAAAGACAGCAUCCAGUCUCUUUACAUCGCGGCAGGAACCGAACUCUUUUUCCAGUCCCCAACCGCGGCCCCCGAAACAAAAGAGCUCAAUACCCACAGCGACGUCACCCAACGUUUCUCAAACCCGGACGUUGCCUUCGUAAAAGAGGAGGUUUGACUUUGAAACUGCCCGAAUUUGAUUGGUUCUCAUCUCUGCCGCAGUCGGAGCGACUGAUACGGAGUUGUCUCACCUAGCACUUUCCAUACUAAUAAUAUAUUGGAUUUUUUUUAAAGACGUUCGUGCGGCAGACAGACGUUGACAUGCAUCAGCGUUUUAUGCUUAAUUCUUUUUUUUUAUUCAUUUUUUAAGCACCUUUUGCCUUUUUCAUCAUCAUCAUCAUCAAACAAUAACUCAUCGUAUCUGAGGAAUCAUGGCUUGAAGAUUUUUGUGGUCAGAUUAAUUUUUACUAGCAAGCCUUCAUCCGACUGUUAAACUCUAGUUCUUAUAGUUUUGAAUUUCUGCAUGAAAACUCUGGACCAGUUUCGGACAUGUGCGGGAAAGGACGCAGCACAAGCCACUUUCCUCUUGGACGAAAUGCCAUAACCGAAUUUUUCAGAAUAAAUAGUUUUAAACUCUGAUGCUACGUCAAGCGAUAUGACACUUGAGAUUUUUAUGAAUGUUUGUUGAGAAUAAUAAAUGCAGUUAGUGGCAAAGCGAUUGUGUUAAAUACUAAAGUCAACUGUUGUUGUCAUGUUUGGAAAGUAAGGAAUGAAUGCUGUCUGGAUGGGUAUGAUGUAAAUUAUUACGUCACUUGGACUGUACGUGUCUGUUAGUGUGGUUAUCAUCAAUGAUACAUUUAUUGGAGGAAACAAACUAAUUAUUUUCUUACAAUACAAUUUGUACUGGCCGCAAAA
Molecule: messenger RNA, 7614 nt
Organism: Paramisgurnus dabryanus
Lineage: Eukaryota; Metazoa; Chordata; Actinopteri; Cypriniformes; Cobitidae
Gene: myo9bl
Product: myosin IXB
Biological process (GO): intracellular signal transduction; lamellipodium morphogenesis; actin filament-based movement
Cellular component (GO): actin filament; myosin complex; lamellipodium
Molecular function (GO): ATP binding; actin filament binding; GTPase activator activity
Source: RefSeq, a predicted model, not a curated record